Messenger RNA from Pichia kudriavzevii, 828 nucleotides. RefSeq lists its product as uncharacterized. The record is from RefSeq and is a predicted model, not a curated record. The transcript has a single exon. Bases 1 to 828 code for a protein of 275 amino acids. Gene Ontology annotation, cellular component: intracellular anatomical structure. Gene Ontology annotation, molecular function: oxidoreductase activity, acting on NAD(P)H, oxygen as acceptor. NCBI's taxonomy places the organism in Eukaryota, Fungi, Ascomycota, Pichiomycetes, Pichiales, Pichiaceae.
AUGUUCAAAACUAGAGAAACGCCCCAAAUAAAGCAGUCAACUAAAAGCCUUUUUUCGUUGAAAGAUAAAGUAUGUGUCGUUACAGGUGGAUCUUCUGGAAUAGGCUUAGAGAUUUGUAAGGCAUUUGCAUCUAUGGAUGCACUUGUUAUAAUUGUCUACAAUUCAACCCCAGUUGAUAAGUUAGUCGACGAUAUUAAAUCACAAUACGGCAUCACGGCAGACUCUUACAAAUGCAAUCUAUCGAUGCCUGAAGAAAUUGAAAAUAUGUUUGAUGAAAUUUUGAAAAAGUAUGGUCGAGUCGACGUUUGUGUUGCAAAUGCAGGAGUUGGUUGGCCAGCAGGAGGUGUCACUGAUUUUAAAACAAAUUCCGAAUUAGUGGGGAAUUGGGAGACUUUUAUCAAGCUAGAUUUAUCAUCAGUUUACUAUUGCAGUGCAUAUGUUGGUAAGAUUUUUGAGAAGCAAGGUUACGGAUCGUUAAUUCUAACUGCAUCAAUGUCUGGUCACAUUAUCAAUGUCCCGCAAUUACAAACUCCAUACAAUGUCGCCAAGGCGGGUGUACGUCAAAUGGCAAAAUCCUUAGCAGUUGAGUGGUCUUCCAUUGGUGAUGGUAGAAUCAGGGUGAACAGCGUAUCCCCAGGGUAUGUAAAAACAAAGCUUACAGGUAAGAUGGAUCCUUCCCUUUUGGAUCAAUGGUGUAAACAGACUCCUUUAGGAAGAAUGGCAAAUCCUCAAGAAAUCACAGGUGCCUAUGUCUAUUUGGCCAGCGAUGCAAGCUCUUUCACCACAGGUACCGACAUUGUCGUUGACGGGGGAUUUAUAUCUGUGUGA